GGUGAAAGUGGCAAGAGUACUUUCAUUAAACAGAUGAGGAUUAUUCAUGGAUCAGGCUACACAGAAGAAGACAGGAAAGGCUUCAGAAAACUGGUUUACCAAAACAUAUUUACUGCCAUGCAAGCAAUGAUCAGAGCCAUGGAUACUCUCAAGAUACAGUACACAUCUAAAGAGAAUGAGGUAAGUCAUGCUCAGAUGAUCAAAGAAGUGGAAGUGGAUAAAGUGACAGUGCUGGAAAGUAAACAAGUUGAAGCAAUCAAGAAGCUCUGGGAAGACCCAGGAAUUCAAGAAUGCUAUGACAGACGGAGGGAGUACCAGCUCUCAGAUUCUGCUAAGUAUUAUCUUACUGACCUUGAUCGUAUUGCUAUGCCCUCAUUUGUGCCAACUCAGCAAGAUAUUCUUAGAGUCCGAGUGCCAACUACAGGAAUUAUCGAGUAUCCUUUUGAUUUAGAAAAUAUUAUAUUUAGGAUGGUGGAUGUAGGUGGCCAAAGGUCAGAAAGAAGGAAGUGGAUCCAUUGCUUUGAAAGUGUUACUUCCAUCAUUUUCUUAGUUGCUUUAAGUGAAUAUGAUCAAGUCUUGGCAGAAUGUGAUAACGAGAAUCGAAUGGAAGAAAGCAAGGCCUUAUUUAAAACUAUUAUUACAUAUCCCUGGUUUCUGAAUUCUUCAGUUAUUUUGUUUUUGAAUAAAAAAGAUCUUCUAGAAGAGAAAAUCAUGUAUUCUCAUCUAAUUAGUUACUUUCCAGAAUACACAGGACCUAAACAAGAUGUCAAAGCUGCCAGAGACUUCAUUUUGAAGCUGUAUCAGGAUCAGAAUCCAGACAAGGAGAAAGUAAUCUAUUCCCACUUCACUUGUGCCACAGACACAGAAAAUAUUCGUUUUGUCUUUGCUGCUGUAAAGGACACGAUCCUGCAGUUAAACCUGAGGGAGUUCAACUUGGUUUAA
Molecule: messenger RNA, 942 nt
Organism: Apaloderma vittatum (bar-tailed trogon)
Lineage: Eukaryota; Metazoa; Chordata; Aves; Trogoniformes; Trogonidae
Gene: GNA14
Product: guanine nucleotide binding protein (G protein), alpha 14
Exons: 6
Coding region: 34-942 (302 amino acids)
Biological process (GO): adenylate cyclase-modulating G protein-coupled receptor signaling pathway; phospholipase C-activating dopamine receptor signaling pathway; action potential
Cellular component (GO): heterotrimeric G-protein complex
Molecular function (GO): GTPase activity; G protein-coupled receptor binding; G-protein beta/gamma-subunit complex binding
Source: RefSeq, a predicted model, not a curated record